This is a messenger RNA of Ectocarpus siliculosus, 1044 nucleotides long. Lineage: Eukaryota; Phaeophyceae; Ectocarpales; Ectocarpaceae. The record is from the annotation of a GenBank genome assembly.
AUGAGCGAGGAGGAACUCCGGCAGCUGUCAGCCAAGUAUCAGUCGUUACCUCCUGGUCGAAGAGGCCCCGACGAGAUCACGGUAGCCGGGCCAGAGCUCGCCGCCGCCGCCGCGAAGGCCGCGGACGACGCAGCAGCCGCCGUUGUCGUCGCAUCUGCGGGGCCCCCUUCGCCGGGUGGGCAACACGCCGGCGGAGUCGGGGCGGUGGGGACGGUGAGAGACGCGGCGGACCAAGCGGCGGCGAGGGCGGCGGGCAUCGUGCUUAUCCCGGAGACUCCGGCGCUGGCCUCGGUGCUGUACGCUCAGCUGGGCGUGCCGAAGGAGAGGGUGAAGCGGUUGCUCCUCAAGUGGCCCAGGCUGCUGGAGGUGUCGGGGUACAAGGUGGGACAGUGCGUCCAGUGGCUGACGGAGACGGUAGGGAUGACGAAGGACCAAGUGGCGAAGCUCGUUCUGGCACACCCGCCGAUGGCGCGGAAGGUGGUGUGUUCGUGCCCGCAGUUGCUGGUCAAAAGCGUGCCGUCCAACUUCAUGCCCAAGAUUAUUUUCUUCGAGAGGAGGCUGGGGAUUGGCAGAGACGGGAUCGGGCCCAUGCUGGUUCGGUACCCUCAGCUGUUCAACUUCAGCUUGAAGAACAUGGCGUGGAAGGCCCGGUGGUUGGAGGAGGAGCUGCUGCUGGACCACAUCGAGGUCAAGAAAGUGUUCGUGCGAUGUCCCUCCGUGUUGGCCUACAGCGCGGAAAGAAAUCUGGUUCCGACCCUGGAGUUCUUUUUGGACGAGCUGGGGGCGACAAGGCAGCAGGUUCGAGAGGCCGUGACAAAGCAACCGAGGCUUCUGGGGAUGAGCCUCGAGAGGCGGCUAAGACCGCGGUUACAGAUCAUCCGGCAGGCGGGGUUCACCCCUUCUUGGGAGUUGCAUCAUAGGGUGAUGCUCUUUGCGAGCGAUGUUGUGUUUGGGAGGUGGCUGCGAGAAGAACCCACGGGGGCGGCGCAGCGACGACGAGAGCUGCAGGGGGGGCGAUCGCAGACAGGGCGGUGGCGAUAUUGA